Lathyrus sativus (Indian pea) is the source of this 1530-nucleotide messenger RNA. The record is from the annotation of a GenBank genome assembly. NCBI's taxonomy places the organism in Eukaryota, Viridiplantae, Streptophyta, Magnoliopsida, Fabales, Fabaceae.
AUGAAAUUUCCAUUACCUUCCAUGGAUAUUCAGUCAAAUCCUUAUCUUUUUGCAGUUUUUUCUGCAUCUUUAACUCUUUUAAUGCUUCAGUUUCUAUUCAGAAAAUUGAACAAAAACAAUAAGAAAUAUCAUCCUGUUGCUGGAACUGUAUUUAAUCAGUUGAUGAACUUCAACACACUUCACCAUUAUAUGACUGAUCUUGCAAGAAAGUACAAGACAUACAGGUUGCUUAACCCUUUCAGAAAUGAAAUUUAUACUGCUGAACCAAACAAUGUUGAGUAUAUACUCAAAAUCAAUUUUGACAAUUAUGGGAAGGGGUUAUACAACUACCUCAAUUUGAAGGAUUUACUAGGAGAUGGGAUUUUCACGGUCGAUGGCGAGAAAUGGCGUGAACAAAGGAAGAUAUCAAGUCAUGAAUUCUCCACCAAGAUGUUAAGGGAUUUCAGUACUUUGAUAUUCAGAAAGAAUGCAGCAAAAGUUGCAAAUAUUGUUUCUGAAGCUGCAAUUUCCAAUACUAAGUUAGAAAUUCAAGAUCUUUUCAUGAAAUCAACACUGGAUUCAAUUUUCAAAGUUGCAUUUGGAACUGAACUGGACAGCAUGUGUGGAACAAAUGAAGAAGGGAAGAGUUUCGCCAAUGCGUUCGAUUCUGCAAGCGCGUUAACGCUUUAUCGUUAUGUUGAUGUCUUUUGGAAGAUAAAGAAGUUUCUAAAUAUUGGAUCAGAGGCAGAAUUAAAGAAAAACACUAGAGUCUUAAAUGAAUUCAUCAUUAAGCUAAUCAACACCCGAAUUCAGCAAAUGAAGAAUUCAAACGGUGAUUCUGUCAGAAAAAGUGGAGAUAUUCUCUCGAGGUUUCUGCAAGUGAAGGAAUUUGAUACAACAUACUUAAGAGAUAUAAUUAUAAACUUUGUUAUUGCUGGGAAAGACACGACAGCCGCCACGCUUUCUUGGUUCAUUUACAUGCUAUGCAAGUACCCUGCAGUACAAGAAAAAGUUGCAGAAGAAGUAAGAGAAGCAACAAACACAAAAACAAUUAGUAGCUGCACUGAGUUUGUUUCAAGGGUAACAGAUGAAGCUAUUGAAAAGAUGAACUAUCUCUAUGCUGCACUCACAGAAACUCUCAGACUUUAUCCUGCAGUUCCUGUGGAUGCAAAGAUUUGUUUUUCUGAUGAUACAUUACCAGAUGGAUAUAGUGUAAAAAAAGGAGACAUGGUGUGUUACCAACCUUAUGCAAUGGGGAGGAUGAAAUUCAUAUGGGGUGAUGAUGCAGAGGAAUUUAGACCAGAAAGAUGGCUUGAUGAAAAUGGCAUUUUUCAGCCAGAAAGCCCUUUCAAGUUUACCGCUUUUCAGGCUGGUCCUCGGAUAUGCUUAGGGAAAGAGUUUGCUUAUAGACAGAUGAAGAUAUUCUCAGCUGUUUUAUUAGGGUGUUUUCGUUUCAAAUUAAAUGAUGAGGAAAAAAAUGUGACUUAUAAGACAAUGAUAAAUCUUCAUAUUGAUGGAGGUCUUGAAAUCAAAGCAUUACACAGGGAUUAG